Messenger RNA from Theobroma cacao (cacao), 2676 nucleotides. Its product is annotated as Phototropic-responsive NPH3 family protein. Gene Ontology annotation, molecular function: protein binding. Lineage: Eukaryota; Viridiplantae; Streptophyta; Magnoliopsida; Malvales; Malvaceae. The record is from RefSeq and is a predicted model, not a curated record.
UCUUUAUGAAGAAUUAUAGUCAUAUGCUUUUCGUUUUAAAAAUUUGAUUCUCCGGUGAUUUUUCCUUCUGCGGGGAAGGCAUUUAUUAUAAGACCCCAAUUCAAAGUUGGGGUCUUUCCCUUUCUCUCUCAGUCAUGGCACCUGCCAAGGUUUCUGGGUUUCAUAGACAAGGAAAUGACUGGUUUUGCAAUGCAGGGUUGCCAAGUGAUAUAACCAUUAUUGUGGAUGGUAUAAACUUUCAUCUUCAUAAGUUUCCUCUUGUGUCAAAAUGUGGGAAGAUAGCUUCCAUCUUUGAAGAACACCAGAGUGCCGAUGAUAAUUCUUUUACCACACAGCUUGAAGAAUUCCCUGGUGGCCCAGACAUUUUCUUGUUUGCAGCAAAAUUCUGCUAUGGCAUUCGGGUUGAAUUUACAGCAAGAAAUAUGAUGUCAGUGUACUGUGCAGCAGACUACCUUGAGAUGACAGAUGAGUAUGGGGAAGAUAAUUUACUUUCCAAGGCAGAAAGUUUCUUCCAUAAAAAUGUACUCCGCAACUGGAAGGAUUGUAUAUUGGCUUUACAAAGUUCUGAAUCAUGCAUGCCAAGGGCAGAGAAGCUCCACAUAGUACAGAAAUGUUUGAAUGCUGUAUCUAUGAUGGCUUGUACAGAUCCUAGUUUGUUUGGUUGGCCCAUGAUGAUGUAUGGUAGCCUACAGAGCCCAGGUGGAAGCAUUCUAUGGAAUGGAAUAAACACUGGGGCGAGAAUACGAAGCGCAGAAUCUGACUGGUGGUUUGAAGACAUCUCAUAUUUCAGUGUAGGUUUAUUUGAAAGACUUAUCAGAACAAUGGAAGCAAGAGGCAUAAGACCUGAACAUCUAGCAGGUGCUAUAAUGUACUAUGCAAGAAAGCACCUACCAGGUUUGGGCCGAUGGCACAGCACACAGAGUGGCAAAGCGAGGACAGUGGCGAGUUUUAGCUUGACCCCUGCCACUGUUGAUCAGAAGGUUUUACUGGAAAGCAUUGAAAGGCUUCUCCCAAAAAAGAAGGGCAAGUCCUUCUGCCGUUUUUUACUUGGACUUCUUCGUGUUGCAUUGAUACUAGGUGUAAAUCAAACAUGCCAGGAUUCAUUGGAGAGGAGAAUAGGGAUGCAACUGGAACUGGCUAGCCUAGAUGGUCUUUUAAUUCCUUCUUACUCCGAUUCUGAUACUCUAUAUAAUACUGAUUGUGUUGAACGGAUCAUCCAUCAUUUUGUGUCCUCAGAAUCAGGGUUAACAUUAUUUUCACCACCAUCAUUGGACCUAGAAACAUCACCAUCAUCAGAGCCCUUAAGAAAAGUUGCUAGAUUAAUAGAUAGUUAUCUUGCAGAAGUUGCUUCUGAUGUAAAUUUGAAACCAGGAAAGAUACGAUCUCUUGCAGAGGUCCUUCCAGAAUCUUCAAGACCUUUGCAUGAUGGGCUAUACAGAGCACUGGAUAUUUAUUUCAAGGCACACCCUUGGCUUUCUGAUAGAGAGAAGGAAGAACUUUGCAACAUCAUUGACUACCAGAAACUCUCUGUUGAUGCCUGUGCCCAUGCUUCCCAAAAUGAAAGACUUCCACUUAGAGUCAUUCUGCAAGUCUUGUUCUUUGAGCAGAUGCACUUAAGAACUGCGCUAGCUGGCUGUCUGAAUGUUUUGGAAGCUGAAAGUGCUCCUACAGGUCAUGGGACUGCCACAGCAGAGAUGGCUGGUCAUGUGACUGCCACAAGUGAGACAGCCGGCCAGAUAGUGCAAAGAGAUGGAUGGGUGACAGUUGUACGUGAAAACCGAGUUUUAAAGGUGGAUAUGGAAAAGAUGAGGUCUAGAGUUGGGGAACUUGAAGAGGAAUUUAGUAAAAUAAAGCAAGAAAUGAAAAGGGUGACAAAAUCACAUAGCUCUCUGAGUUCCCCUCGCAUAGGUGGUAGAAAAUUCGGAUGCAAGCUUCUUCCACGAUCCUCAGAUGCUCAAACAGAUGUUGUUGGAAGCACAGGACCAACUCCAAGAUCAUCAGUCGAGCAAGCUUGUCCUUCCCAUCAUUCCAAGCAUCGAAAAAGUUUCUCCUUGUUUUGAUAGUUAACACAUGGAAACUAACAUCCAUGUUUCGACAUAUAAACAGUGGGUGGGUGCUAUCUCAAAAGUCACUCCAAAAGAAAAAGAUUGUCUUGUGUUGUACAGGAAAUAGGUUUGAAAUGUGUGAAGAAAAAAGAAAAAGAUUCAUAUAACCUACAAUUUUGGUGUUACACUUUUCUAAUUGUGAAAUCUUGACCAUUCAUGAUUUUGGGGUUCAUUAAGGUUUAAUGUGGUGGCAUAUUUUCAUGAAUGGUCAAGAUUUCAUGUGAUGUAGAAUUGUAGGAAAUAGGAUUGUAGGUGAUAUGAACCUUUAACACACUCUUCUUUUGAGUUCAUUGAUUGGAUGGGUUGUAUCCAUUAAGGAUACUGAAUAUGUGAGCCUGAUCCCUCCUUGUCGUGGGGCUUAAGGAGUGUGCCCUACAUGGUUUGGGUUGGAGCCAUCAUAGCAGCAAAUAGGUCUCUUUUUCCCUUCCCUGUUAGAGGAAUCUUGUAAUUAUUGUUUUUAGUCUUCAUCUUUCCUUUACCAUUCCAUUGGUUUACACAUGUAUAGCUCUGUGAAUCAAGUUGUAAGUUUGUUUAAACAUUCAGUAAAUAUCAAGACAUUCAAGUUACUAUU